AUGUUUUCCUACACAAUUUAUCGCCGUAUUGAGUGCCGCGCCGCCGCCAUAUCGCGCAGUGUGGUGGGUCAAACACACGGCGGCCGCGGUGGCCGCAGCCGAGCGUGCGAACAAACCGCGGGAAUAUGCCGCGGCCGCGCGCUCUCCGGUCCGGCCCGGGGGGCGCCACGGGGGCCCGGGGGCUGCCGUGCCGAGGGCGCAGAUGGGGAGGAUGAUGACCGCGCGCUGCCCGGCCGGGUCGGCUGGGGGCGCCACGCGGGGCCCGGGGGGGCUGGAGCCGGCCGGGCGGCUGGACCGCGCCCCGCCGCGGCCCCCACCCCUGCCCCGCACCGCUCCGCGGCCGCCGUCGUCUCCAUACAACACGGCGCGCGCCGCGUGCUUCUCGUGCAGUCCGCCGCCGGCCAGCCUCCAGUGCGCUGUCCACGCUCCCGCUCCAGCAGCCCCGAGCUCCCUGACAUGCUGUUGCCGCUCCUCUUCGUGGCGUGCGCGCUGCUCGCGCCGGCGCGCGCCAAGGUGUACGAGCGGUGCGAGCUGGCCCGCGAGCUCAUGCACUCGCACGACGUACCCCGCGACCAGCUGGCCGUGUGGGUGUGCAUCGCGCGCCACGAGUCCGAGUACAACACGACGGCGGUGGGCCACGUCAACGGCGACGGCUCCGGCGACCACGGCAUCUUCCAGAUCUCGGACCUGUACUGGUGCUCGCACCAGGGCCGUGGCAAGGCGUGCGGCAUGGCGUGCAGCGAGCUGCUCGACGACAACAUCGCCGACGACAUGCAGUGCGCCAAGCGCAUCCACCGCGAGCACCAGGGCCUCAGCGGGAACGGGUUCAACGCGUGGGCCGUGUACGCGCAGCACUGCAAGCGGCCCGAGCGCGCCGCCAAGUACCUGGAGGGGUGCUUCUCCGGGACGGGCAACGAGAUCCAGCAGCCGCACGAGGCGUACGGGCUGCCGCCGCCGGCCAUCACCGCGCCGCCGCCCCGCGCCCGGCCCACCGCCGCGCCCGUCGCGCGCCCCGUCAGGCCGGCCGCGUCCUACGGCCUGCCGCCCCCGGCCGCCCCGGCCAGACGCUGGUACGCCCCCGCCGCCCCGCGCCCCGCCGUCGUCGCGCCGGUGCCGCGCUUCAGCUGGCAGGCCGCCCCCGCGCCGCCCCCGCGGCCCACCCUGCGGUCCAACCCUCAGCGCGUGGCGGCCGACCCUCGCAACUUCUGGAACUGGCAGCGAGGCGCCACGAGGCGCUGGUUCUAGACCUCCGACGAGUGCUGGACUCCCCCAGCCCAGCGUGGGGCUAGCAAACACUGGUGCUAAAGGACGGCGCCCAGCGCCUGGCGGGGCCUCCUACCCACCCGCGCACCAGCUGCGACGGGACUGCCACUGUGAUACGUGUAGCUUAGUGUCUCUUUACGGGGGCUGUGUUGCUUUUUUACACAUUUCCUGCAUCAGGAAGCCGACUGGAUAAAGGCUGUCUCUAGGGUAAAGUCGCCGCCGCGGUGAUCUCAGCUGAAGCUGCCAUAGCCAUAGCCGUGUGCAGAAUGAGUGAUUAAUUAAAACAUGUUGCGCUCGCAAGAGUGUUGGUUGUGUCGGGUCCUCUGCUCCGUGCAACGCGACGCGGACCGGUCUGCGGGACCAAGGACUCCCGCAGGGAGAGGGGAACACGGAAGGUGUAAUCGGCCUCCCUUCGAUAUUGGCCGUGCUGAUUGUAAUUUUUUUUACGAAAAGAAAAAUAAAGAGUUACGAUCUAGCCUG
This is a messenger RNA of Frankliniella occidentalis (western flower thrips), 1743 nucleotides long. RefSeq lists its product as uncharacterized. NCBI's taxonomy places the organism in Eukaryota, Metazoa, Arthropoda, Insecta, Thysanoptera, Thripidae. The coding region runs from base 1 to 1245 and encodes 414 amino acids. The record is from RefSeq and is a predicted model, not a curated record. The transcript has a single exon.